AUGAAUCGUCAAACUCUUAAUUUUUUCCUAAUUUCCCUUUUUUCAAUUUCACUUGCAUUAACUAUCAUUGUUGAUGCUCACACUAAUAAACGUGCUCUUGUUAACAAACAUGAUGAUUAUGAAAAUAGAGUGCACCAUGAAAAGUCUGGUCAGAUGAUCUGCGCACCACAGCCGCAAACAACUCAACAAAUUUACAUAGCUCUAGGCCUUUGGUGA
Messenger RNA from Dentiscutata erythropus, 216 nucleotides. The record is from the annotation of a GenBank genome assembly. NCBI's taxonomy places the organism in Eukaryota, Fungi, Glomeromycota, Glomeromycetes, Diversisporales, Gigasporaceae.